Thermochaetoides thermophila DSM 1495 is the source of this 1002-nucleotide messenger RNA. RefSeq lists its product as uncharacterized. The transcript has 2 exons. Lineage: Eukaryota; Fungi; Ascomycota; Sordariomycetes; Sordariales; Chaetomiaceae. The record is from RefSeq and is a predicted model, not a curated record. Bases 1 to 1002 code for a protein of 333 amino acids.
AUGCUCUGGCAGACAACAUCGAUCACCGCCCUGCUGGUCGUUGGGGCGCGGGUUGGGAUGAGGAGCGUUGUCGCCGAGAGAGUUGGCCAUAGCAUUCCGCUUCUGGAUCGAAGGGUAGAAGAAGAGGGAUACGCCAGCAUUGGAACACCAAAACAACUGCAAGUAAGGCAAACGACGGAUUUCAUGAGCACCAAUACGCCACUUAGGGCCGAUGGUACGAUUGACUUAGAAGCCUGGGAUCAGGCAGCAAAUACGGCUUGCAGAAACGCACUACGAAAUUUGAAGGAAGCAUCCAACCCUUCUGGCACCUGCGUUUGCUAUAACUUGCCGCUUCUUAAUAACAACACAGGGACAUUCGAGGCAGACUUGAGGCUGUUUCAAUUGAGUGAACCGACAGGAAUCUUUGCUGGCAUCCCGCAGGAUCAAAUCGAGGUCUCUCUUACGUACAACGGCGCAUCCGUCACCGAAGUCAAGCAAACGUCUAAAGCCCAAGACACAGUCUUGCCAGCGGCAGCGCUUUUUGCUCGGCAGGAUGCCAACAAUGAUGACCUUAAGUUGCUUCAGUCAUAUCUCUUCAUUGGCCAAGUCGACCAGGACAAGAUGUCUAACCCAAUGUCAGAAGCACAACUUCAAGCGCUGAUUAUGCCAAUUGUCACACUUAAGGCUGUGGAUGCCAAUGGACAGACCGUCAGCACGAACGUUUCAUCCAACGAAGCUGCCUUCGUCACCGGUGUUUUCUCGCAGCAGACCUUCAUGAGUAACUUCACCAUGGCUCAACUCUCACAGCAAGCCGAUCUCGAAGGACUCAAGAACGGUACCAUUCCGUUUGUUCUGCCGGGAGUACAAAUUCUUCUCUUUCCCAUCGGACUGAUUAUCACGAGUAUUUGGCUUGCAAUCGGGCUAGCUGCAUACGGCUUCGGUACUUACGAGCGGUAUAAGUUCCGGGAGGCCUACCGGCGGCGCAUAGCGAUUGUGGAAAAGGGCGGUGUUCCUCGGCUGUGA